This is a messenger RNA of Lichtheimia ornata, 1887 nucleotides long. RefSeq lists its product as uncharacterized. The record is from RefSeq and is a predicted model, not a curated record. The transcript is spliced from 3 exons. The coding region runs from base 1 to 1887 and encodes 628 amino acids. Lineage: Eukaryota; Fungi; Mucoromycota; Mucoromycetes; Mucorales; Lichtheimiaceae.
AUGACCACCCUCAACGAUAACAACGUUCCUCCUUUCCUGUCAAUCCCUUCUUCUCUCCAACAAAGAGACACAACCAUUUCGACAGCAACAAAAGAGAUCACCCAGCUUACAUGUCAAUUCAUGGAGAAGCUCAAUGAGCGUUCGGCGGCAUUAGCGAAUGCAGCUCAAUUCCAACUUGCCUUGCGCGAUGCAGCCUACAUGCGAGUUCUCAACCCGACGUCUUCUCUUGGCUACUUGAAAGCUGGCACCAUUUAUCAGCAACAAGGACGGCAACAAAAAGCAGCAGCCAUCCUGCUACCUUUGGACCUUGUUACAUUGGAAAUAUUGCCUUUGGUGUUUCACGACUACAAGCUGCAAGACGAUGAACCAUGCCCUUAUCUUUAUGUAUCACGCACAUGGCGACAACGUAUCUUGCAAUGCAACAACUUGAGCUUCGAUACCUCUUGCAAUAAAGCCAUCAAUCAAUUUGAAUUCCGUGAGCUACGCAGAUUUUCAGCACAUGUCAAAACAUUGUUCAUCGAAGCACGCACAGCCCAUUGUACAGAUCUGGACCCUCUUUUCAACUUCGUGCGAGGCGAUUUCCGCAACCUCACCAACUUGUCCAUGUUAUACCACGGCGUUGACCAAAACGACAUUGGAUGUGCUCUUCAUACUGUUCGCAAAACUUUGACGCAUUUGGACCUUUGCAUAGCGUAUGCCCAUACACCUGGAGAUCAUUUGAAUCUUGCACUCCAUCUUUGCCCGAGCCUUGUAUCAUUCAAGCUUGCGACCUGGACCACCGUCAACCUCACAGUGGAACAUCCCAAGCUGACCCAUCUCACCUUGAGCAUUCAGGGUGGCCAACUAUCACAUGAUACGAUGACCAACAUACUCUCGCAUCUUCCGGCACUCGUGUUCUUUGAUGUAUCCAUCGUUCCAUACACCCAUUUUCUCAGCAACCUCACUGGAUAUUGCCCAAACAUCAAGCUACUGAAAUGCGGCGGGUGUCACACUUUCGAUGACGACAAAUAUGAUCGACAUGUUGGCGGGUUGCAGAAGCUAUCUUUUGGGUUCAGUGAUGCUUACAGGCUAUCGAAUGGUCUAUCGUUGUACAAUGCCGAUGCCCUCAUCUCAUUGUUACUUGAGAACAAACAUUCCCUGGAUCAUAUCAUAUUGGCGGGAAGAAUGACCGGCAAAAAUCUUACAUUGCAAGAACGAAGCUUGGAAUCAUCACUGGUAUUCAGCCGCUUGGAGGAACUUGAGAUCGAUGCUUUCAAUGAUGAACUCGCUACACUCGCCACCUCAAUCAUUCGGCGAUCACCAUAUCUUCAACGACUCACCAUUGGUGUUCAUGCAGCAGUUAACCAUGAUGAUCUAUCGAAUGCAAUGAAUGGAUUGAACAACUUGGGCAUGUUUUCAGCAAAAAAACUCACACCGGAUUCGACAUGGUUCUACAAUAGACUUCAACAUCAUGUACAGCGUGGCAAGGAUUCACCAUUAAAGGAGCUAAAGCUUGCCAUCGACACUCGUCUAUCGCCUUCAUCUUGGGAAUAUGUGGUUGGCGGAUUGCAAAGCGUACAGGAACUUGUGAUAUCGACAGCUUCAACCCCGACAAUUCCCUCAAACUUUUCCACUAUUGCGACGAUUAUCAAUGCAUGCAUUUCUCUAUCGUAUCUUGAGUUGGACUUUGGUUAUUAUUCAGCACCUGAAAGCUUCAUCUCGCGAAUCAAUGAUCAUCCUACGCUGCAACGUUUCAAGGUUCAUGCAUCAUCCAUUGCUGUCCAGGAUAUCGUUAAUAUCUCCUCGUUCACGAGCCUCAAACAUAUCAUCGUCAUCGCACGUGUCGAGGAGUAUCUCAUAACAUCAUUGCGGAAGCACAUACCACGAGUUGAUUACAGCCAUUACUAG